CGAGCGGACACCCGCCGGUGAAAGAAGGAACAACUCAGCCACACUUCGCGUUUUUUUUUUUUUGGGGGGGGGGCUAUUGCUUUUUCAGAAUCAUGGCGCCAUCGCUAUGGAAGGGGCUAGUAGGCAUCGGCCUCUUUGCCCUAGCCCACGCCGCCUUUUCUGCUGCGCAGCAUCGUUCUUACAUGCGAUUAACAGAAAAAGAAGAUGAAUCACUGCCAAUAGAUAUAGUUCUUCAGACGCUUCUGGCCUUUGCAGUUACCUGUUAUGGUAUAGUUCAUAUUGCAGGGGAGUUUAAAGACAUGGAUGCCACUUCAGAACUAAAAAAUAAGACAUUUGAUACCUUAAGGAAUCAUCCAUCAUUUUAUGUAUUUAAUCAUCGUGGUCGAGUACUGUUCCGGCCUUCGGAGACAACAAAUUCUUCAAACCAGGAGGCAUUGUCUUCUAACACAUCAUUGAAGUUACGAAAACUCGAAUCACUGCGUCGCUAAGGUUUU
Molecule: messenger RNA, 494 nt
Organism: Urocitellus parryii (Arctic ground squirrel)
Lineage: Eukaryota; Metazoa; Chordata; Mammalia; Rodentia; Sciuridae
Gene: Mmgt1
Product: membrane magnesium transporter 1
Cellular component (GO): Golgi apparatus; early endosome; plasma membrane
Source: RefSeq, a predicted model, not a curated record